GUGAAAAUAAGAAAUUUUCUUGCUUUCAGAAUGGUUUAGCCUAUUCUAUACAGGAGGCUUUUAGCCUCCUAAUUCUUUGCGCUCUCAAAAGAGAUGUUUGCUUUUGUUUGUUUGAUGCUUUUGUUCUACUCUUCUUUGGUCACCACUCAAGAUCUGUCUCAUGACUAUGUUUUACAAGGUAAAAACAUCAUAAUAUUAGCCGGACAAAGCAAUAUGUCUGGUCGAGGAGGUGUUAUCGACAAUAGAUGGGAUGGUUUUGUUCCUCCGGAAUGCCAUCGGAAUUCAUCGAUCCUCCGGCUUAGUAAAGGGCUUACAUGGGAAGAGGCGGAGGAGCCUCUCCACCGUGAUAUCGAUGUAGAUCGAACGUGUGGAGUAGGGCCAGGGAUGGCAUUUGCAAAUUUAGUUUUGGCAAAGGAUCCAAGCCUCGGGGUGAUUGGUUUGGUCCCUUGUGCUGUUGGAGGAACGAAUAUAAGCGAGUGGAGACGUGGCAGUGUCCUCUAUAAUCAGCUCAUUAACAGGGCUAAUACAGCGUUACAAGAUGGAGGAAUAAUUCGAGCACUUUUGUGGUAUCAAGGUGAAAGUGAUACCGUAAUUCACAGCGAUGCUAAAUUGUACAAGAGGAGAUUGGAGAGAUUUUUCGAUGAUUUACGAUCUGAUUUGAUGUCUCCUACUCUUCCGAUAAUCCAGGUGGCAUUGGCAUCAGGAACAGGACCUUAUAUAGAGAUAAUAAGAAAAGCCCAGUUGGAAACCAACCUUCAAAAUGUGAAAUGUGUUGAUGCAAAGGGAUUACCAUUAGAGCCUGAUGAAUUGCACCUCACAACUUUGGCACAAGUCGAGUUAGGUAAAAUGUUGGCUGAUGCCUUCCUUCAAAAUGUUCCUGUACCUGUUCGGAGUAAUGCCCCAAAGAGGUUCAACAAUUUUUUUCUUGACUUGCUUCGACCACCAUUUUGGUAGAUCUUGCACACGAUAGCAUAAAUAUAUUGUGUAUUUUGACACGAAUGUGUUCUUCUUUCUUGAUCUACUUAGAGCAGAUACACCUAAUACACCUAUGAAAUUAGUUUUAGCACUUGUAUUUCCGAACAUGCUACAAGACCAUGUUUUUGAUAGUCCAAAAAUAUUUUCUCAAAUUUUGAGAGAAGAGUUCAAAUAAAAGCAAAGUAAUCCAUUAAUGUUCA
Olea europaea var. sylvestris is the source of this 1175-nucleotide messenger RNA. Its product is annotated as probable carbohydrate esterase At4g34215. Bases 94 to 954 code for a protein of 286 amino acids. The transcript is spliced from 2 exons. The record is from RefSeq and is a predicted model, not a curated record. Lineage: Eukaryota; Viridiplantae; Streptophyta; Magnoliopsida; Lamiales; Oleaceae.